Taeniopygia guttata (zebra finch) is the source of this 2147-nucleotide messenger RNA. Lineage: Eukaryota; Metazoa; Chordata; Aves; Passeriformes; Estrildidae. The record is from RefSeq and is a predicted model, not a curated record.
CUUUGUGAGGACCAACUCCAUUGGUCCUGAAGUGAAAACAAGCUACACCAUUGCUGCAAAGCGCUUGACGCACAGUGCUAGAACUUAACUAUAAACAAUGUGAAAAACAAGAGAGAUAAAGAAUUAUUUACAUUCUUCUCCAGCUCUUUCCCAGGCUUCUGCCUGGCUAGAAUCUCUCGUUUCUCUCUUUGACUGAAUCUGAGACCCACAAGGUGCCUCCAUGGCGUUCUGGAACUCCAUGGGUGAGCACAGCAGCCAUCAGUUACCUGGGCAUGGAAUGUUGCCACCGGUUGCCAGGGGCACUCCUGGUUCCAAGGUUCUGUUGGCACGGAGUCUGUUGAGCCAGUUGAGGGAUUCUCUGCUGCGCAGCAGACGCGGAGCAUCCUUCUUCUCCAUCCCGCAAGGGAAUAAAGAGCGAUUUGGUAACUUUUGCAGGCCAAACUCUGGACUGACCGUACAGGUGAGUGCAGACGAUUCUUGGAAAGGCUUCUGAUGCUGAGGGGCUGGGCUGGGCUGCAGGAUGGGCUGCAGGUGGGCUCAAGUACCAGAGUCAUGGACUUUGCCUCUAGCUUUGGACAGGAACUGGAGACUUGGGAAUGGGAGUCUUAGGGCAUGGGAGUGUUCAAGAAAACUGGCAAUCCAAAUGGAUAAUCUCGCCUCUGCUUUUCUAAUAGGUUUGGUGAUCAAUUUUCUGUCACGCUGAAAAAUCUGCAGUGGGCUGCCUAAAGGAUUGAUCACAUCCCUGACAUUCCUUUUUUGGAGUUUGUCCCACUUAUUUGGUGGUUGCUUUUGAUCACAAAACACCAUGAGCUCACGUCAGCGAAAGCGCCCUGGAGGAGCAGUUGAUUCCAGACCAGCUCGGAAACGGAGCCGGCUGCUGCCCUCCAGCGCAGGUGGAACUUCUCAGACAGAGCCAACAGACCUUGAGGAAAGGGGCACACCUGCUUUUGAGCCUGACGUCAUAGAUCUCACAGGUGAAGACACCAUAGAUCUCACAGGUGAAGACGAAAAUGCCAUAGAUGUCGCAGGGGAAGAAGUCAUACAGCUCAGAUAUGAAGGUGUCAUACAUCUCCCAGGUGAAUCUUCAGAGCCUGAAGUCAUCACUAUCAGUGACGAUGAGUCUUCUAUGGACAGGGAGCAGAGCCAGCAGCAGCUGAAUCUUUCCAGAACAUCAGAUGAGCCACUGGCAAGGGGAGAUGAAGAAGAACCAAGAGACAUUGAUGAUCAGUAUGUUACAGAUUAAUUGACUCUCUAAAAUCUAAUUUCUGAUACAUAGCAGGAGAUUUUGCCAAGCUUUUGGGUUCUGCUUGAUUCUGUGCCAAAACUUCAGAAUUGGAAUAGAGCGGCCUGAUGGAAAGAGAAACAAUUUUUAAAAAAACCAAGAAAACAAACCAAAAAAAUCCAGUAGAGACCAUUCUUCUCUGUGCAUGAAGCCAUUACAUAAUGUUUCUUCAGUAUGGCUUGAAAUGCUUGCAAUAUGUAAAAGCUCUGGGAAUGAUUGUAUUGUUGGGCUGAGAUAUUGCUAAAUCAAAAUAGGGGAUGUUUUACGUACCAACAUUUUCUUCAGUGGCAACCCUUGGUGCCCAGGAAAUAAAUGGCUCCAUGUUUAAAUGGCUGCAUGUUCUUCUAGUUCUGCUCUCUCUAGGGAUUGGCUACUAUUUGAUUUCGAUCCUCCAUAUUGGUCAGAUGAGGACUCAGAGGACAGGGAGCAGAACCAGCAGUACCCACAUGUUUCCAGUGCAGCAGGGAAUUCAGCUGAUGUACUGGCAAGCAAUGAUGAAGAGGAACCAAGAGAUGUUGAAGGGUAUGCAUGAGAGAAAGUGUCUCUCUAAACUCUAAUUUCUGAUAUAUGGUAAAACUGAUUUUUUUUACCAAGCCUUUGGGUUCUGCUUGAUUCUGUGCCAAAACUUCAGAAUUGGAAUAGAGUGGCCUGAUGGAAAGAGAAACAAUUUUUAAAAAAACCAAGAAAACAAACCAAAAAAAUCCAGUAGAGACCAUUCUUCUCUGUGCAUGAAGCCAUUACAUAAUGUUUCUUCAGUAUGGCUUGAAAUGCUUGCAAUAUGUAAAAGCUCUGGGAAUGAUUGUAUUGUUGGGCUGAGAUAUUGCUAAAUCAAAAUAGGGGAUGUUUUACGUACCAACAUUUUCUU